UCAAUUCCGCCACACGGCAGUAAAGCGGUUGGCGAAUGGCCGGAAAUUAGUCGCGACCCUCUUCCAAUGGCGGAGCGGCUUGUUAGGUGUCGGUUGGAAGAUGGCGGACCGGCUCACGCAGCUGCAGGACGCUGUGAACUCGUUAGCAGACCAGUUCUGUAAUGCCAUUGGUGUCUUACAGCAGUGUGCUCCACCUGCAUCGUUUACAAAUAUCCAAACUGCCAUAAACAAAGAUCAACCAUCCAACCCAACUGAAGAAUAUGCACAGCUUUUUGCUGCACUGAUCGCACGCACUGCGAAAGAUAUUGAUGUAUUAGUCGACUCGCUACCAAGUGAAGAAUCAACAGCAGCAUUGCAGGCUGCAAGCUUACGUCAGCUGGAAGAGGAGAACCAUGAGGCUGCAGCACUACUGGAAGAAGUUGUUUGUCGGGGUGACCUGCUGUUGGAGAAGAUACAGAGUGCGCUAGCGGACAUUGCCCAGUCACAGCUUGGGACAAGAAGCAGUGGUCGCUCUCAGCACAUGCCUGAAUCUUAGCAGCUGGAUGCAGCGUCCUACUCAGACUGAUGGUGUGAUCUACACUUUGUGCAAAGAUAAUUGCAACAUUUUUUCUUUUGUAGGAUGGCAGGUAGG
This is a messenger RNA of Chiloscyllium plagiosum (whitespotted bambooshark), 631 nucleotides long. It is a transcript of the gene med21, whose product is annotated as mediator complex subunit 21. Gene Ontology annotation, cellular component: mediator complex. Gene Ontology annotation, biological process: regulation of transcription by RNA polymerase II. Gene Ontology annotation, molecular function: transcription coregulator activity. The record is from RefSeq and is a predicted model, not a curated record. Lineage: Eukaryota; Metazoa; Chordata; Chondrichthyes; Orectolobiformes; Hemiscylliidae.